Messenger RNA from Cyprinus carpio (common carp), 7524 nucleotides. It is a transcript of the gene cep290, whose product is annotated as centrosomal protein 290. The coding region runs from base 186 to 7514 and encodes 2442 amino acids. Lineage: Eukaryota; Metazoa; Chordata; Actinopteri; Cypriniformes; Cyprinidae. The record is from RefSeq and is a predicted model, not a curated record. The transcript is spliced from 53 exons. Gene Ontology annotation, biological process: camera-type eye development; kidney development.
ACUAGGAAUAAUUUAAAAAGGGUCACAAAUCGUAUUGCGCUAAAACAGAGCCCAAUGAGACGAAUUUACGACGUUCCGCCUUACGACUGUUUUCAUGGUUGCCUAGCAGCAGCAGCAGAACAAGGGGAACAAGAUGGCUAGGCUGUUUUAUCAAUAAGUUCAGCACUGUGUACAAAAGCAGAAAGAUGCCUGCAGCCGCAGACUGGAAGCUGCUCAUGGGGGUAGACCCAGAAGAUCUGGGAGAAGAUGAUGAGAAAAUCUGUGAUUUGAUUUUGCUGGUCAGACCACGGGACCUGAAAGCAGACGAUUCAGAGAAAAUGAUUCAGCUCUUUAGAAUCUCACAAACACUACUGAGGAUGAAACUGGAUGAAAUUAAAUGUGCCUAUGAGGUUGUAGACAGCGCAGGUGUGGAGCAAGCAAGAAUUGAAAAUGAGCUGAAAGCCAAAGUGCUAAAGCUGGAAGAUGAGCUAGAGAUGGCCCAGCGUGUGAUGGGAGGGGGAGACACACGUUUCCUCCGGGAUGAGAUUCACCAACUGGAGAGUCACCUGGAGCGCAAAGAGAGAGAGGUGACCCAGCUGGAGAAGGAAAUGGGCAAGGAGAGGAAAGCCAAUGAGGAGCUGGCUCUCCGUGCUGAAGAGGCAGAAGAAAAGAACAGGAAGCUAAAAAGAGAGAUAAAGCAGCUUGCAAAGAAGAACGAACAGCUGCAACAGGAUGUGGAGUUCUACAGAAAGGAAGUAGAGCAGAGAGAGCCUCUUCAGACCAAAGAGGAGGGCAAUGAGAUUCAGAGGAGACUCACCAAAGAAAAAAAACAUCUACAACAGCACAUAGAACAUUCCCAGCAUGCCGAGGACAUGGCUGCCAACCUGAAGAGCGAGAAUGAGCACCUGCAGAAGAAUCUGGAGGAGUCUGUGAAGGAGAUGGAGAACAUGACAGAUGAAUACAAUAAGAUGAAGAUCGCAGUCCAGCAGACAGAUGCCAUCAUGGAUCAGCUGAGAAAAGAACGAGAUCAUGCCAAGCUUCAGGUCAGAGAGCUAAAUGAACAAAUCCAGGCUCGAGUUGAAGAAGAUGACCCGGUGAUGGCUGCUGUUAAUGCCAAAGUGGAGGAGUGGAAGAGUGUUUUAUCAGGGAAAGAUAUGGAAAUUUUGGAAUAUCAGCAGAUGAUCAGAGACUUGAGAGAGAAACUUCGAGCUGCUCAGAUGGACUCUGACAAAAGCAACAUUAUCGCACUGCAGCAGGCCGUGCAAGAGAGGGACAACCAGAUCAAGAUGCUGUCAGAGCAAGUCGAGCAGUACACAACAGAAAUGGAAAGGAAUGCUGUGCUCAUCGAGGAGCUGAAGAAACCGUUAAAGAAAGAUAAAGGUCACGUCAGCGUGCAGCAGCGUAGGUUGGAAGACUUGAGCACUAAGCUGCAGGCGGCUGAGAGGAGAGCUCUGGAGGCUGAGCGUGCCGCCCAACUGGCUGAACAUGAUGCCAGGGACAAAGACAUAGAACUCAAUGACACACUCAGUCGAAUCCGUCUCUAUGAGUCUGGGACGGAAGGUUUGGAAGCUGCCAUCACUGAGAUCAAAGAAUGUAAAAAUCAAAUCCGAGUGAGAGACCGGGAAAUAGAAUCCAUGAUAAAAGAGAUAAACCAACUGGAGAUCAAAAUCAACAGCCUGCUAGAUGAGAAUGAAGACCUACGAGAACGCCUUGGAUUAAAUCCAAAGGAAGAACUGGAUUUGAGUGAAUUCCGCAGAUCAAAGGUUUUGAAGCAGAGACAGUACAAAGCAGAGAACCAGGUCCUGCUGAAAGAGAUUGAGCGUCUGGAGGAGGAAAGGCUCGAGAUGAAACAACGCAUCCGUGCACUGGUGAAGGACAAAGGCAUAUCAGUAGUUAGUAGUUCACUGCUUGAUGACAGUCUUGAAGAAAAGCCCAGCAGAUCUUUUAGAGAGAGGCCUGUCUCUGGAUUCACCGAUGAAGAGAUGAAACACAAAAAUGAGCGUCUGAAGAAAGAGCUGAGCAACAAAGAGAAAGAACUUGAGCUCAAGAGAACAGAAUCCGCCCAGUUCAAAGCCAGAUUGAAUGAAAUGCUGAAUGAGAAUAAACAGCUGGAGCAGGGCAUGAAGGAGAUCCUGCAGGCCAUCCAGGACACUCAGAAGAAAACACCCACCUCCACAGGAAAAAUUACAAUAAUAAUAAAAAAUAUUCUUAAGGCUCUGGAGAUGAAGUACUCAGAGGGAAAGUUUGAUGCAAGCCUCCACCUCAGAACGCAGGUAGAUCAGCUGACCGGCCGCAACGAAGAGCUACGGCAAGAGAUGAAGGCAGCUAGAGAGGAGGCAGCAAGCACUCUCAAUCAGUUAACAAAAGCUAAUGAGAAGAUUGCUCGCCUGGAAAGUGAGGUUGAAUCAGUGAGCAAAUCAACUGGCACUUCCAUCCCUUACAAGUCAUUAGCUCUGCCUGAAGAGAUGACGCCAACUAGUGCUGAGGUCAUCAGCACUCUCAACGAGUACAUGGUACAACUCCUACAGGAGAUCAAAAACAAAGAAGAUUCAAUUGAGCAGCUCAGUUCGGCUCUGGAAGAAUAUAAAAGGAAAUUUGCAGUGAUCCGCCAUCAACAAGGACUACUAUACAAGGAGUAUCAAAGUGAGAGGGAGUCUUGGCAGAAAGAGAGAGACUCUUUUGCCGAACUGAAAUCCAAACUCGAGGAACAAAGGGAGGUGGACACAGUAAAAAUCAAAGAGUUCAAUCACUGGCUUGAGGCUCUUGAAAAGGGCCCGAAUGAGAUCAGACGGGAGCUGGCCGAGACGGCCCGAAAAAUGACGGUUCUCAGGGUGAAUGAGAAAUGUCUGACACGACGUUAUACGACUCUGCUUGAGCUCGAGCAACACUUGAGGAAGGAGAAUGGCAAACUGAAGGAUGAUUUCACUCAAAUGGAGGCCGCUGUAACUGAAAGAAUCGGCUACCUGCAGAGGUUCAAGGAAAUGGCAGCGUUUAAAAUGGCCACAUUGCAGAAAUCCCUUGACAGUAGCGUUCCUGCAUCAGAGCUGGAGAGAGCCAACAAACAAUACACUGAGCUCACCAUCAAGUACAGAAACCUCCUUCAGAAAGACAAUCACCUUGUUCAGAAGACAACCACACUAGAGCACUUGGAGAAGGAGAAUGUGUCUUUACUUGAGCGCAUUAACUCCAUCAUUAAAGAGCUUGAGAUCAGCAAGGAGAAGCUUCACACUUUGGAGCAGGCUUGGGAAAACAUCAGCACGACUGGUGGGGAGAACAGCAUGGAGAAGGCAGCCAAAGCCCUGGCCAACAGCGAGAUUGUGUCUGUGUCCAGACGCAUCACAACGCUUGAGAUGAAGGAGUUAAAUGAAAGGCAAAGGGCCGAGCAUGCUCAGAAGAUGUAUGAGCACCUGAGGAACUCCCUCAAACAGGUGGAAGAGCGCAACUUUGAGCUAGAGACCAAGUUUGCUGAGCUCACAAAAUUAAACCUGGAGGCUCAGCGGGUAGAGCGGGAGCUCAGGGAUGAGCUGGCGGACAGUGUGAGCAAAGACAUCAGUGAUGCUGAUCGCAAGCGAAUCACCGAACUUGAGAAAGCAGAUGCAGACCUGCGGACUGAAGUGUCCAAAUUGCGGGAAGUGUCGGAUGUCGCUAAAAUGCAAGUGUCUGCUCUGGAGGCCAGACAGCAGUCAAGAGAGAAGGAGGUGGAAAGCCUGAGGAGACAGGUGUUGGACUACCAGGCUCAGUCCGAUGAAAAGGCCCUUAUCGCCAAACUCCACCAGCACAUUGUGGCUCUCCAGUUGAGCGAGACCACAGCCAUCAGCCAACUGGAAGCCACCAACACACGCCUGCAGAAACUUGAAGCGCAGAAGCUCAGAGUCGAACAGCAGAUGGAUGCUCAGCAGCAGGCGCUGUGGCAUGCGAGGCAGGAGGGUCACCAGCGGGCCAGACAUCUCCGCCACACCAUCCAGGCUCUCCGCAGACAGUUCUCAGGAGCCCUGCCGCUGGCCCAACAGGAGAAGUUUUCCAACACCAUGUUCCAACUGCAGGAGGACAAGGCACGGGCCAGAGAGGAAGCACAUAAGGCUGAGGAGGAGAGGAGGAAAGCAGAAGGAAAAGCACAAGAACUGGAGCUAAAGCUGAAGGGGUUGGAAGUGCUCAUAGCAACACUGAAAGAUGCCAAAGGAGCUCAGAAAGUGAGUGAGUGGCAUAAGAAACUAGAGGAAGUUCGUCUGUUGGAAAUGAGGCAGAGCAGAGAGCUUGGUGCCCAGCGGGAAAAGAUCAAAUACCUUAGGAACAUUGUGGCUGAGCAGGAACGCACUAUCAGUGCCCUUGAAGAGGAGCUGGUGCAGCAGAAUAACCUUCUCGAGGAGCGCCAACUGAUCUGGGAUCAGAGAGAGGUGCAAUUGGAGCGCCAACUCGACACCUAUGAGAAACAGCAGAAUGAAGUCCUAAGCACAGCUCAGAAGUUUGAGGAUGCCACAGGCUCUCUACCGGAUCCAAAUCAGCCUUUAGCGCACCAGUUAGACUAUGCUCUUGGAAAAAUCAAAGAGCAUGUUCGUACCAUCCUUGAGACAAAAGCCACCUGCAAAAUUCUGGAAGAGAAGCUGAAGGAAAAAGAAGCUGCUUUGUGGACAUCGGAACAAAACGUCUUAUCCAGAGACAAAGUGAUCAAUGAACUGAGGCUUCGCCUACCAGCCGCUGCUGAGAGAGAGAAACUCCUAGCUGACCUGAGCAAACAAGAGGACUCUGAUAGCCAGCCCACCCUGAAGGUCGCCCACCAGACCAUUAAUAACCUACAGGGGCGUCUGGAUCAGAAAGAAGAGGUUCUCAAGAAGUACCAGAACCUGUUAGCAAAGGCUCGUCAGGAGCAGGAAGAGAUUGCCAAAAGGCAUGAGGAAGAGGUCAGGGCCCUGCAUCAGAAACUGGAUGUCUACAUGGACACAUCACUGGACCGUUUCAAACAGACCGCUCUGGAGCUAAUGAAGAAACCAAACAUCACUGUACCGACCAAUAAGCACUUGGUACGGUUGGCAGAAAUGGAGCAGACGGUGGCCGAGCAGGACAAUUCGCUCUCCUCACUGACACACAAGCUAAAGGUCGUCACUGCAGAGCUCGACCAACAGAAACAGGUGACUGCAGCACAAGCCAUGGAGCAUGCUGCAGAAAUAGCCAGACUUGAAGAGAGACAUGUUGCCCAAACGAAGGGUCUGUCCCAGGAAGCAGAAGACCUGAGAGCUCAGCUCAUUCAGAUGGAGAAAGAGCUGCAUUACCUCCGAACGGAGCUAGAGGCCCAGAAAGAGGCUAAUGUCAGGUCCCCAUCCAACACCAUGAAGAACCUCAUGGAGCGGUUGAAGGCUCAGUUGGCCCUCAAGGAGAAACAGCUGAAGGCUCUCAGUAAGGCUCUCUUGGAGCUUCGUGCACAGUUGACAUCUCAAGCAGAACAGCAGAUCAUCGCCAACGCUGCUCAGAAGGAAGAGGCCCUCAAUGUUCAACAGAUUGUCGACAAGCAGACCAAGGAGCUCAGGGCGUGUGUAAAGGACCUUAAUGAGGAGCUCCAGCUGGCUAAAGAUGGCGUACGAGCAGCAAAAGCUAGAGAAAACUCGCUGAGAGAGGAGCUGGAGAACUUAAACAAGGAUCUGCAGAGGAGCCAGAAAUCACAUAACAAGCUGCAGAGUGAAAAAGAGACUCUGGAGGAUCAGCUGAGUGAGCUGAAGAAGAAGGUCCAGAGACUCAGCAGCGGCCUACAGUCUCAGGUUGAGAGUGAUGGACCCACAGUUGAAGCUCUUCAGAAGAAGAUCCGUAAGUUGGAGCAAGAGCUGGACAGGAAUAGCAUCUCAGAGCCUGCAGACAAGAGGAGCGUCCCGAAGGAGGACAAGUCCUUCAAAGAAGAAAUCUUGAGAUGGGAGGAAGGUAAAAAGUGGCAGGCCAGGGUGGAGAAAGUGCGGAGCGUUCUCAAAGAGAAGGAGAAAGAAGUGGAAUCUCUGUCUAAACAAUUAACAACGAUCAAAGAACUUUACAGCAGGUUGGAGCAGGAGAAGGUGGGUCUCCAGAAGAAACUAAAGGGCAGAGGAGUGUCUGCAGAUCAGGUCGUUGGUGUACGGACCCUCGAGGCUGACAGAGAGAUUGAGGAGCUACAAAAAAGGAAUGCUGAAUUGGAGCAGCAAAUCAAAGUGAUAAAGCAGCAGCAGGCUUUACCCCGUGAUGCCGCAAUAGAGGAUAUCACCAUCAGGAACCGUUAUCUUGAGGAGAGGCUUCACUCCCUGGAGGGUCAACUGUCCAAAGAGUCUCCAUCCAGACCAUCUACGUCUGGCCGUGGUUCUGGUACACCGUCUCAAAGAGAACAUGAGCUCCAAAAAGAAAACCUCAAGUUGUCCACGGACAACCUGGAGCUUCGUUUCCAACUGGAGCAAGCAAACAAGGACCUACCUCGAUUAAAAGAUCAGGUGUCUGAUCUCAAAGAGAUGUGCAGUGUUUUGAAGAAGGAGAAAGCUGAAGUGGAGAAGAGGCUCAGCUAUGUUCGUGGGUCUGGGCGCAGCGGGAAAACCGUACCUGAACUGGAGAAGACCAUCGCACUGAUGAAGAAGGUAGUGGAGAAAGUACAGAAAGAGAAUGAGAGCUUAAAGAAGACAUCAGAGGCCAAUGUGCAGGAGCAGCUUGCUACACUGGAACGAGACCAUGAGAAACUUAAGUCAGAAAAUGAAAAGCUGAAACAAAAACAAGAGGAACAGUUAAAAGCAAGACUCGAGUCAAAAACCAAAGGCAUUGAGAAAAUCAUGAUGGAAAAUGAACGCUUACGUAAAGAUAUUAAAAAGGAAGCAGAAGCUGCGGAAAAGCUGAGAGUUGCAAAAGCCAGCCUUGAAGUAGCCAAUGAGAAACUAAAGGCAGAGCUUGAGGAGACCAAUCAGAGGCUCUUAUUAGCACAGUCGAAGGGGCUGUCUCUAGAGGCGGCAGACAGCAAGACCUGGAAAUCUUCAGUUGUGUCCAGGUUAUUUGAAAACAAGAUGAAAGGUCUUGAGAGUGAAAUCGCUAAGAAAAACUCCAGCAUUUCAGAGCUGAAGGUGCAGCUGAAAGAGGCGAAUGAGAAACAGCAGGCCAGACAACACGCUGUCAGCCAGCUGAAGGAACAAGUGGAACUGCUUAAAAAUAUCCCUGUGGAAGCGACCACAGAUGAAGGCCUUGCCCGAGAGUAUCAGUCCCUGAGACUGGCCAAUAAACAACUUGAGAGGGAAAAAGCUCAACUUCUUCGCCAGAUUCAAUGGUACGAUGAGCAGUUUGGAACCAGCAAAGCAGGACCAGGAUACAGGGAGAUCCAGGAACAAAUUAAGGCAGCAAAUACUGAAAAGAAGAAAUUACAGGAUGAAGUGAAAAGGCUGACCAGAGAGCUGGAAAACUUUGACCCGACAUUUUUCGAGGAACUUGAGGAUCUUAAGUACAAUUACAAUCUGGAGGUGAAGAAAAACAUCAUCCUGGAGGAGCAGCUGAAGAAGCUGUCGGAUCAGUUUGGAGUGGCGGUUCCCAUAGACGUGUCUGUCAGCUAACACACAUCAG